AUAAACCGGAGGACUAAAAAUGCAAAGUUGACGACCACCAAUUUCCAUCGAUCAAACCGCCAAAAGCCCUAUAUUUACUCGCUAAUUCUUUGAAGCAUCAAUUCCUUAUUCAUCCUCUGCAACCUCGCCUAUUUCACACCUGCAAUUUUUCAAUUCAACCAUGUCCAAAAAGAGGGUCCAAUGCAAGUUCUUUGCUCAUGGGGCAUGUCUAAAAGGGGAUCACUGUGAAUUUUUGCAUGACUGGAAUGCCCCACAGAAUAAUAUAUGUACUUUCUACCAAAAAGGAGCUUGUGCUUAUGGGAGCCGGUGUAGAUACGAACAUGUGAAAGUUUCUCGCCCUUUAUCAUCAGCUUCAUCUUCAUCUUCAUCUUCAUCAGCAAAUCCUUCUCAAUACUUACAAUCAAAAUCCAUUUUGGCUGCUCAUCCUUCUGGAGCUCCUUCAGUUGUUAUUGGUCAUGCUUCAGGUGUUACUGCUGACAGUUCCUUGGCAAGCAGAUCAAUGUUGCCUACAACUAAACCAGCCGGGGGAGAAAUGGUUAGGCAUGAGGAUGUAUCAGAAUUUAGUGACUUUGGAGAGACAAAGAGUCAAAAUCCAGCUGAUCAACCAAUCUGUUCUUUUGCUGCUGCUGGCCAUUGUCCUCGUGGUGAAAUGUGCCCCCAUAUUCAUGGAGACCUAUGUCCAACUUGUGAGAAACAUUGUUUACAUCCCUUUAGGCCUCAGGAGAGGGAAGACCAUGUUAAAUUAUGUGAGAGAAGGCAAAAGAACCUGGAUGCAUUAAAGCAUAGUCAAGAAAUAGAGUGUAGUGUCUGCCUUGAACGUGUACUAUCGAAGCCCACAGCAGCUGAACGGAAGUUUGGAAUACUUUCGGAGUGUGAUCAUCCAUUCUGUAUAUCUUGUAUUAGGAACUGGCGCAGUAGUUCUCCAGCAUCUGGAAUGGAUGUGAAUUCUGCACUUAGGGCCUGCCCUAUAUGCAGAAAGCUCUCUUACUUUGUCAUCCCUAGUGUUAUUUGGUAUUCUUCCAAGGAAGAAAAGCAAGAGAUCGUUGACAGCUAUAAAGCAAAACUCAGGUCUAUUGACUGUAAGCACUUCGAUUUUGGAAAUGGAACUUGCCCAUUCGGGACUAGUUGUUUCUACAAGCAUACUGUCAAGCCAGGCUCAUAUCUAUGGAAUUCUACUCUGAUGCCUGAUCUAUACCGCACAAGGUUUAUGGAUUCAGAUGAAGAAGAAUGUCUCUCUGAAACUGUGAAUAAAAAUGCUUCGCUGUAUCUGUUUGAGCACUUUUACAGCACACAUAUUUCAGCCGGAGUAGAAGAGGAUUUUAGCUCUGAAGAUUCAGAAAAUGAAAUGGCUGAAGAACUGGCGUUUAUGAUGAUGAUGGGGCUUUAGAUUCAAGUGACUGGUCAAGUGAUUAGGAUAUCAACCAGUGAACUGAUUAAUUACUGAUGGGUUUUAUGUGUCCCUGGACAUUUAGUUGCCCUAGUUAUUCAGUUAGGCUCCAUUGUUGGAUUUUCCAACAGCUGACUUUUGUUUUUGGUGUAGUCUGGCUUUCCAGUACUCCUGAUGACAAGGGUUGCACUUGGAAGGGCUUGAGCAUCCUUUUUUUGUGUCUGUGGUGUAAAUGGGCAAAUCAUUUAUUGACAGCUAUCUUGGAACUAAUGUGUAGUUUUUGUCUUGGUGUAACUUUUGGUACUGGUCCCUUUUGUUUUUUCUUUUGGUUCUGCAUUUGGGUUUUUAAUUCUACUUUUCGUUCGAGUGUCUUGGUACUUUCUUUGGUUUAUGGCUGCAUUUCUUCUGUAUUUUUGGCCUGUCUUUACCUUGUCAUGUGCUUGUAUUUGACUAAUUGGUUGAUGGAUUGUCCCUUAUUACAGCAUGCAUAUCGUGAUGGUCGUCUGGAGGAAGUAGUUCUACGCCAUCUUGGGGCUGAAGAUGGACAAACUGUGAUUGCCAAAAAUAUUAGGCUCUCUGAUUUCCUCAGUAACUUCCAAAUAAGAUGAAUCAUGCUUAGAGUUUUCAGUGGUAUUUUGAACAAGUAGCAGAUUUGUAAAUGCGUAUUGUUCUUUUUGGAGAGGGACCCUGUAUUUCCCUUUGAAAGGCGUACAACUUUGAGGUGGAUAUAGCUAUCAGGUUCAGGGCAGGACAAUUCGUAAUUAUGUGAGACUUGCAUCUCAUAGUUAAGAUACCUGUGAGAAGCUGUUUUAUUUUGGACACCUGAACAGAAGUUAAGCAUUGCAAUAUGUUGGUUUUUACAGCAUAAAUGGUCAGUGAGCUUAGGAAGUUAUAUUUUUCGUUGAUAAAAGGAUGCCUUCUUACCUGCUUGUCCACCCUCAUAAAAAAGUAACAGCUUUGCUCUGUAUUCUUAGUCAACAGUGGCAUUGAAUGGUUGUUCCCUUGGUUGAUUUGGUGCCUGCACUUGAGCUUAGCUGAGCGAACAUGGGUGAAUUUUCAGUAAAUAAAAUAUACUGCAAGAAAUUGUGGCUUAUAAUUAGGAUGG
Messenger RNA from Coffea arabica (coffee), 2492 nucleotides. The record is from RefSeq and is a predicted model, not a curated record. Lineage: Eukaryota; Viridiplantae; Streptophyta; Magnoliopsida; Gentianales; Rubiaceae.